GCAGGAUUUUCGGCCGACAGCUCUCUUGCUGUAAGGUGCAUGCACGAAUCCUCGCGUACCUCAAAUCUAGCCUUCCUGUUCAGGAUGGUGGUGCUGGCUGGGUUGGCCCGGCCUGUCGAGGCUUUCUUUCGUGCUUGCAGCUGGUGUGCUGAUCUGCCACGCCGCCUGGCUGCAUCCCAUCCCGCCCGCAUGUCCGUGUGGGUGGUGUCACCUUGGUGUGUGUUUGUGGACUGUGGUUCCGAGUGUUUCUGUGCCGUGCGUUCCAGUCGAGGCCGUUGAAGGCCGCCAUCAACGGCCGGCCGGCGCGCGGGGAUGGAUCGUCGAGGAGGGUCGUCUAGCCUUAGGAGGGGGGAGGCGUUCGGGUUCCAGAUCCUCCCCUCCAGAGGCUUGCUUUUGCU
This is a messenger RNA of Colletotrichum acutatum, 398 nucleotides long. RefSeq lists its product as uncharacterized. Lineage: Eukaryota; Fungi; Ascomycota; Sordariomycetes; Glomerellales; Glomerellaceae. The coding region runs from base 40 to 279 and encodes 79 amino acids. The transcript has a single exon. The record is from RefSeq and is a predicted model, not a curated record.